Molecule: messenger RNA, 2993 nt
Organism: Mya arenaria
Lineage: Eukaryota; Metazoa; Mollusca; Bivalvia; Myida; Myidae
Product: protein HtrL-like
Exons: 3
Coding region: 821-1900 (359 amino acids)
Source: RefSeq, a predicted model, not a curated record
UCUGGUAUUUGGUAGCGUUUAUUAUGAGCUUAAACAUGUUAUAGUGCUUUCAAACAGAAGUGGACUCCGCACAAAUUGGAAUACUGUAUUUCGUAAUUAGACGGGUAUAUGUCAUAGAAAAUGAACCCAUAAAUGUUUGGUUUUCCAAUGAUUUUGCAAUAUCGAUCAACGCAAUUAACUGAAGUUCUAGUAAUAUCAUCUCUCGUGGGACGAGUUGCCGGACAGGUCGAAAAUACAGGGAAUACAUUUUAUCAAUAUAGGUGUAUACAGGUUUUGCGGUUAGCUAAUUACAAUAAAUAAUAUUUGCACAGAUUUAGAUGACAUUCGUGUACAUACAAGUUUGUCUUACCACGGUCAUUUCGUUCGGCUUGAUCGUCUUCAAAGUUAAGUCGCAGAACAAAUGACAGGGAAAAACACCUGAAGGCAGAAGACUAUAUUACAAAAACAGUGGGAAUUGAAUCGAUCUUAAACAACCGAUCGUCCGCAGAGCUUACUUCUGGAGUUGUUAUUGCUUAAGUGCAUUCGUUGGGAAGCCAUGUGAUCGCUAAGUUCGAGACCAAUAGUGGAAUUAUUGCUUUUGCUUAAAUACUUAAUGAACACUGCAUGACUUUAUUGUCUUUAGGAAUUACUAUUCCGGAAUAGCUGUACCUUGAAGCGUGUACAAACUUUCAUGUGCGAGAGGUGAUCUGGUUAUAUCAACAAACUACUUAUUGAAAUGAACUUUAGUAUUUACAGAAAAUGAUCGAUAUGUAAAACAAAUAGUUCGGCCAAUUCUCUUGUUUUGCGACGACAACACUAUGUGAAAGGUGUGAUAAAAGACAUGUUAAGCUGGAUAAGAUCUGUGUCUACGCGUUUGAACAGGAAGUUUAGGAGAAACCGGGACGAAUCGCUGCCAUUUAACACAGAGGACAUGUCGAGGUUGAAUUCUGUGAGUCCGCGGUGCCUACACAAGAAUGACAAGCGUCUGAUCCAGAUCCUCCUGGCAGCCGCGUGCUUCUCGGUGUUUCUCCAGAAGACUAUUGUCGAGGUUGACCCCUCCAUCGCCAUCAGGAGAUCUGAGGCGAUCAUGAAUGCUCGCGUUUUCUUCACCCCAAACCACACCGCAGACGUUGGGGACCAUGACACCACCGUCGUGACCGCUUUCUUCGACAUUGGCCCCUACGUGACGCGUAACAAGUUCUUCCAGUUCGCAGAAAGAUUCGAGUUUCUGGAAAACCCAUUAAUUGUGUUCACAGAUUCGGAACCAUUUGCCACUCAUAUGCAAAGAAUUAGAAACAGUACUGUUCACAGGACUAGAAUUGUUAUUAUUGACAGAAACUCAUCCUGGGCUUUUAAGUUAAAAGACUCUGUAGAAAACAUUUUCAGCAACAACAUGUUUCCGAAGUCCCUUCCUAACACGGAAACUGCUGACUACGCAUGCGCACAAUUUGCAAAAUAUGACGUCUUAGCACGUGCGGCACGUGACAACUUUUUCAAUUCAAAAUAUUUUGCAUGGGUAGAUAUUGACUAUUUCAGAGAACGCGAAUUGUCAGCAAAAUUCUAUUUAACUCGUCCACCGGAUUUCAAUGAAAAUCAGGUCGCUGUGACGCUGAUAAAUUCAACAUUGACGAUGUCAGCACAACCAGAAAUGAUAUUCAAAAAUAGCUUAGUAUGGGUCGAAGGAGGUUUGACAUUUGGAAAACAGAAAGUAAUACUGAAGUUUGAGAAAACAUUCAAAUCUGCAGUGAAGUAUUUUAUAUCUAAGGGACUUGCAAAUACGGACCAGCAAGUCACAUACGCAAUGUAUUCAAAAGAGGGACGACGGACAUUAAAUCCAGAUGUUCAGUUGCAAAUCUACAGACCAUUUUCAGAGGGAUCUUGGUAUUAUCUUGGCGAACUUAUGACGCACGAAAUGAGCUGAAGUUCACCCUUAAAACGUUUAUAUUGUUCAUGACUUCGUGUUCAGUUCUUUGUCUGCAGUUUCAAAUGGAAUAAGUGUUCAGUAGAUUUUUUUCCGGUAUAUAUGGUGCUAUUUAGAUGACUCGAUUCUCAUUAUUAUAUAUUGUUAUAUGAUACAUGUAUUAUUUUAGCAAUGCAAAAGGAUAAUUGAUUUUGAGAUGUGCCGUUUUAAGAUAGAUUUUAGUUCCUGUUUCAGAAAUUAAAAAAAAUCAAAAGCGUGAUAUUUAACUUAGAAUAGUGACAGUAAUAAUAAAAAUGAGUUCGGUUAAAACAAAAUUUUGAUCAUAAUUCCAUUUGACCUUUUUUAAUAUCAUGAUUUAGCUAUAUCCUAUUAAAUAGAAGUAGUUGUAGUAAUAGAAGAAUAUAUGAUACUAUUUUACAGUAUAUUUCAUUAAAAUGUUUAAUGCUUAUAUCAACAAUGCUAUUCAAAAACUAUGUUUUGAUUUAAUAGUCUAUAGUAUGGCGUUAUAUGUAAUUAUUGUAUAUACGAAACAACCUUAUAUUUGGUGUCUCAAAGACCCAUCAGAUCGGGAGCCUUUGUAAAUAUGUUGUAAUUAUGUUGGAAUUGCACUUGUCAACCUAAUAAAACAAAACUAACUUGCUUAUAAUACACAUUUUAAACCGUAUAGUCAAUUUAGUAUAUUCGUGUAGUUCGCUAGUCCAAAUAUGUUAUAUUUAAUAUAGUAUGACAUACGUUUAAAGCUGCAUUCUCACAGAUAGACAGUUUUGAAAACUUUUUAUAUUAUUUAUUGUUUGUCUUGGAAUGAGCCAAUUGUCUGACAGUGUUAUGAGAUUGUUGACAAAAGAUCAGUUGAUGUUCGAAAAAUGAUGUUUUAUGGCGCUAAAACUUUUAGAAAAAUGAUUUUUUUCUGCAGUUUUUUCAAUCAAUUGUGAAAAACCCAAUUGUUCGUUAUGUUAUAUGACUAAAUUGAAUGCAUUUAUGCCAAAAUCAGCUGAUUCUGAGAUAAAACUUACAAGAAAAGUCAAAACUGUCAAUUUGUGCAGGUUCAAGUACCGUUGUUUAAUUGCUUAUAUAAAAUAAAUUGUAAAUGUUU